This is a messenger RNA of Chrysochloris asiatica (Cape golden mole), 1137 nucleotides long. RefSeq names its product neuroplastin (gene NPTN). The transcript has 8 exons. The coding region runs from base 1 to 1137 and encodes 378 amino acids. The record is from RefSeq and is a predicted model, not a curated record. Gene Ontology annotation, molecular function: cell-cell adhesion mediator activity. Gene Ontology annotation, biological process: axon guidance; dendrite self-avoidance; homophilic cell-cell adhesion. NCBI's taxonomy places the organism in Eukaryota, Metazoa, Chordata, Mammalia, Afrosoricida, Chrysochloridae. Gene Ontology annotation, cellular component: axon; plasma membrane.
AUGCGGAACAAACCUGAGCUGGGGUGGAUGGCUGGGUUUGUCAAGUCGCCCAUGUCAGAAACUAAGCUCACGGGGGACGCCUUUGAGCUGUACUGUGACGUGGUCGGGAGCCCCACGCCAGAGAUCCAGUGGUGGUACGCAGAAGUCAACCGGGCAGAGUCUUUCAGACAGCUGUGGGACGGUGCUCGGAAGCGCCGUGUCACCGUAAACACCGCCUACGGGUCAAACGGCGUGAGUGUGCUGAGAAUAACCCGGCUCACCUUGGAGGACUCUGGGACUUACGAGUGCAGGGCCAGCAACGACCCCAAGAGGAAUGAUUUGAGACAAAACCCCUCCAUAACAUGGAUUCGAGCCCAGGCCACCAUAAGCGUCCUUCAGAAACCAAGGAUUGUCACCAGUGAAGACAUCAUUUUCCGAGAUUUCCCUGCCCCUCCCACGACCCUGCAGUGUAACCUCACCUCCAGCUCUCACACCCUUACACACAGCUACUGGACGAAGAAUGGGGUCGAACUGACAGCCACCCGGAAGAAUGCCAGCAACAUGGAAUACAGGAUCACUAAGCCAAGAGCUGAGGAUUCAGGCGAAUACCACUGCGUAUAUUUCUUUGAAAGUGCCACUAAAGCAAAUGCCACCAUUGAAGUCAAAGCCCCUCCUGACAUCACUGGUCAUAAGCGGAGCGAGAACAAGAAUGAAGGGCAAGACGCCAUGAUGUACUGCAAGUCAGUUGGUUACCCGCACCCAGAGUGGGUAUGGCAAAAGAAGGGGAACGGUGUUUUAUUGGACAUUAGCAAUACCUCUGGCCGCUUCUUCAUCAUCAAUAAGGAAAACUACACUGAGCUGAGCAUUGUGAACCUCCAGAUCACAGAAGACCCUGGUGAAUAUCAAUGUAACGCUACCAACUCCAUCGGCACCAAAUCUGUUAUCACAGUCCUCAGGGUACGGAGCCACCUGGCCCCCCUCUGGCCUUUCUUGGGAAUUCUGGCUGAAAUCAUCAUUCUUGUGGUGAUCAUUGUCGUGUACGAGAAGAGGAAGAGGCCAGAUGAGGUUCCUGACGACGAUGAACCAGCUGGGCCAAUGAAAACCAACUCCACCAACAAUCAUAAAGAUAAAAACUUGCGUCAGAGAAACACAAACUAA